AUGGCAGCUACUUCAGGGGAGCAACCGGUCGUCAACAAAAACAAGAGACAUCGCAAGGAGAAACCAUGGGACACCGAUGACAUCGACCAUUGGAAAGUAGAUCCGUUUCAACCAGAUGACAACAAAGGCGGUGUAUUUUCCGAGGAAUCUUCUUUCGCAACCCUUUUCCCAAAAUAUAGGGAGAAGUACCUGAGGGAAGUUUGGAGCGCCGUGAGCAAGGUUUUGGACUCACAUGGUAUCGCGUGCACAUUGGACUUGGUUCAUGGGUCCAUGUCCGUCCGAACGACACGUAAAACAUUCGAUCCUUACAUUAUACUCAAAGCGAGAGAUGUCAUAAAACUGCUCGCCAGAGGCGUUGCGAUCACUCAGGCUCAGAAGGUAAUGCAGGACGACAUGGCAUGCGACAUCAUCAAAAUUGGCAAUCUAGUUCGCAAUAAGGAUCGGUUUGUGAAACGGAGACAGCGGAUUAUUGGACCUGAUGGGAGUACGCUGAAGGCUAUCGAGCUAUUGACUCAGUGUUAUGUACUCGUACAAGGAAAUACCGUCAGCGUCAUGGGUCCGUACAAGUCACUAAAGGAAGUUCGACGAAUAGUCAUCGAUUGCAUGAAAAACAUUCAUCCUAUCUACCGCAUCAAGGAGCUCAUGAUAAGAAGGGAACUUGCAAAGGAUCCAAAGUUAGCAACGGAGUCCUGGGACCGCUUCCUGCCCAAGUUCAGGAAACGACAUCUAAAAACAUCUGAAAAGACGAGCAAGAAGAACGAGAAACUCUCAGCUAAGGACGAAGCAAGCACCAAAAAGGAGAAACCAGCAAAGAAAGUGUACACACCUUUCCCCCCGCCACAGCAACCGCGGAAGGUUGACCUUCAGCUUGAGUCGGGAGAGUAUUUCCUUAAGCCCCAUGAGCGGGAGGCCCAGGAAGUUCAAAAAAGAAAACAAAAACAAGCUGAGGCAACGCUUAAACGACGAGCAGAGCGGGCAGAGGUAUAUGUUGCUCCCAAAGAAGAAGCAGCCCCUACAGUUGAAGAGAAGCGAAAGCGACGGCAUACAGAAGUGGAUGGCGACGAUGGGACGGCGAAGUCGAAAAAGAAGAAAAAGAAGGACGUUGUUGCAGAAGAUAACUAG
Messenger RNA from Suillus bovinus, 1122 nucleotides. RefSeq names its product ribosomal RNA assembly protein mis3. The transcript has 9 exons. The record is from RefSeq and is a predicted model, not a curated record. Bases 1 to 1122 code for a protein of 373 amino acids. Gene Ontology annotation, cellular component: small-subunit processome; nucleolus. Gene Ontology annotation, molecular function: RNA binding. NCBI's taxonomy places the organism in Eukaryota, Fungi, Basidiomycota, Agaricomycetes, Boletales, Suillaceae.